Molecule: messenger RNA, 812 nt
Organism: Cydia splendana
Lineage: Eukaryota; Metazoa; Arthropoda; Insecta; Lepidoptera; Tortricidae
Exons: 3
Coding region: 96-812 (238 amino acids)
Source: RefSeq, a predicted model, not a curated record
UGCGCUCGGCUGCCAUUUUGUGUUUCACGCGUCCGUAUUUGAGCGGCCGCCAUCUUGAUUUUAGUUUUGUACUAAAGUGGCAGCUUUGAAUCAAAAUGGCGAAGGCAACAGAACAAGAAGUUAUUAGAGCAGUACUAGAAACGUAUAGAAAUAUGCCAUUUCUCUGGAAAAAGGAUAAUGAAGAUUAUUUAAAUAAAGCAGCUAGAGAAGAAGGUUAUAAAGUGUUGCUCGAUAUAUAUCACAAUUGGGAUGGAGAUUGUACUAUGCAAGCGCUGAAGAAGAAAAUUGAGAAUUUACGCUCGAAUUACUUUAAGGAAAAGAAAAAGGUGAUAGCAUCACACAAAGCCGGAGGUAGAGUGCAUGUACCAAAUUUGUGGUAUUACUAUUUACUGACUUUCCUGAACAAAAGAGGGGCCAACGAGGACGAUGACUUGCACUCGCAAGAUCCUUUAGAUAACGAUCAAAAUGAGCAAACAUCGGACAACGAAGAAACAAUCGUAAAAAUUGAACCCAGCACCCGCAAAAGGAAACUAGAAAGACCAAUAACGGAGAGAAGAUCUCACCCAUUAGAGACAGCAAGAAAAUUCCUCCCAAUGCGUUAUGAACCCUGGGAAAUAACAUACGGGAAAUCCAUCGGGCAUCAAAUGAAGGAUCUAAAAAGUGAUCAGUUGGUGAUCUGUCAGAAACUUAUAUCUGAUGCUAUAUUUUAUGCCAAACUUAAUAAAUUGAAUGAAUGUUCACAAGUUGUGAAUCCAGACAUUCCGGACACGGAGCCUAAAUUUCUUGUACAUAGUUAUGUGUCUGACGAAUAA